UAAGAAACGUGAACACCAUUCCUUCUCAAUCUAACCGUGACACCGUCCGACCUAGCUAGCGCUCACAGAAGCGAGUGAAGGCGCGGAUCGGAAGAACCGCAAAUCAAUAGAGGUUCGAUUUCCUUCCGAUCUCGUUGGCGGCGGUGGCCGGACUGUUGCGGCAAGGAUGAAGACGACUAAGGGAGGAAAGGUCAUGAAUCCUACCGAUGCCUAUCGGAAGGAGCUCCGGAAGAAGGAGCUCAAAAGGAAUAAAAAAGAAAGAAAAAAGGUUCGAGAAGUUGGGAUUCUUAAAAAGGAUCCUGAGAGCAUCAGGGAGCAGAUUGAGAAGCUGGAAGUGAUGAAGGCAGAUGGUGCUUUGGAUAAGGCCAGGAAGCACAAGAAGCGACAGCUUGAGGAUACACUAAACUUGGUUAUGAAGAAAAGGAAGGAGUACGAAGAUAAAAUGCGCGAAAAAGGAGAGUCUCCUGUUAUGUUCAGCCACUUGGGUCCCCCUCGGAGAAGAUCAAAUACAGAGGAGGAUGAGAGAGCUAAACAACCAAAGCCAGAGGAUUCAGUUUAUUAUCAUCCUACUCUAAAUCCAACAGGGGCUCCACCUCCUGGAAAGCCACCUAUGUAUAAAUCGUCAAUAGGACCCAGGAUUCCUUUGCCAGCUUCCUCGAGUGCAGGACCAUCAUCUUCGAAGUCAGAGCCUGAAGAAAGCAAUUUGUCUGUACCUCCUCCACCUCCUCCACCACCCCUGCCAGACUCUGGGAAACUACCUUCUGGGGAUGACUCUGAUGUUCCUUCAUCUAUACCUUUGCCUCCACCACCUCCGCCACCCCCAAAACCUGCAGUUUUAAGUGGAUUAAUGCCUCCACCACCUCCAGGUCCCCCACCUAAAGGAGCUGCGAUAGCUAAUGCGGCAUUACUGCCACCGCCGCCUCCACAGCCCCUUCGACCUUCUCUGCCACCUCCACCUGGAAUAGGUGGAAAUGCAAAUCCCAAUAAUGUGUCGUCAGAGGGCAUGAAUGUGAAAGAGGUGAAAGCUGUGCUUCCUCCACCUCCACCGCCACCUGGUUUGCCACCAAAGCUACACUCUGAUGCUUCUCCAUCUGCUAAUGCAGGCAAUUCUUUUGCUAAAAAUGAAAACCCUAAGAUAAUCCCAUUGAUUCCACCACCUCCACCUCCUUUACCCCAAGGAAUUCCCUAUCCAAAUAUGCAAACUGAUAUGAUGCCCCCAGGCAUGUCAAGGUUCCCUCCACCUCCACCACCACCACCUCCACUGGAUAUGAGGCCACCACUUCCCAUCCCUGGACUUCCUAAUAGACCUCCUCCACCUCCUCCUGGUAUGGCUGCGCCACCAUUCCCAAGGCCACCUUUUUCUGCACCUCCUGGGCCACCUCCAAUGCUGAGACCUCCAAUGCCUACAGGUCCUCCUCCCAACCAAGAUGAUGAUCUUGCUGCUUUAAUGCCCUCUGCUCCUCAAAAACCAUCUUAUGUAAAGUCAGCAGCAUCCACAGUUGUAAAAAGACCACUAGCGCAGCAUACCCCUGAACUUACAGCUAUGAUCCCAGCCUCUGUACGUGUGAGGAGAGAAAGUGUGCUUCCAAAAACAAAGCCCAAGCCACUUCUCUCGGCAGCCCCUUCGCCUUCUCGGCCAGCUCUCACCACUUCAAUUACCAAGCCAGAGACAUCAACUGCUGCUUCAGCACCAAAGAUGCAGAGCAUUGAUGACUCAUACGUAGCUUUCUUGGAAGACAUGAAAGCACUUGGUGCUCUUGAUGAUUGAGAAGAUAGCAAAACACCUAGUAAUGAUCAUCAUCAAUUGAUAAUUGGUGGGUAUUUUACUGUUUUUUGUAUGGGUUAAGUUCAAGUUUCUUGACUAUAUUCAGACCUCCAGUUGCUUAUUCAGCUGGAUUGGCUUCCCUGUCUUCACAAACAGUGACUCUAUCUCUCCCUACCUUGUAGAAUAGUUCAUGGUAAAACAGAAAUUGAUUUUACCAAUUAAUAUUCAAAUUUCAUUAUUACUGCUUGUAUAGCCUUGAAGCUUUUGUAAUUUUUUUUGGGGCAUAUUAGGGGAUUCGAACAUGGAUCAGCGGGAGGAAUUUCUUCUCUCAACCAACGAGCCGCAUGAGCGAUCCCGUCUGUAAAUUUGAAUAGAAAGUAGAACUGCUUUUAAAUUCCUGCACAUGAGUAAUGAUUUUUCCCCCUUCUACCAA
This is a messenger RNA of Dendrobium catenatum, 2198 nucleotides long. Its product is annotated as protein EARLY FLOWERING 5. The coding region runs from base 167 to 1768 and encodes 533 amino acids. The record is from RefSeq and is a predicted model, not a curated record. Gene Ontology annotation, biological process: mRNA cis splicing, via spliceosome. The transcript has 9 exons. Gene Ontology annotation, cellular component: spliceosomal complex. Lineage: Eukaryota; Viridiplantae; Streptophyta; Magnoliopsida; Asparagales; Orchidaceae.